Molecule: messenger RNA, 919 nt
Organism: Geodia barretti
Lineage: Eukaryota; Metazoa; Porifera; Demospongiae; Tetractinellida; Geodiidae
Source: the annotation of a GenBank genome assembly
CAUUCACCAGCAAUAUGGAUGCUUUUUCCUUCUUACCUUUCGUCUCUUGCUAUACACCUUCCUUGCACUAUAUUAUUAAAUAGGUUAAAUAUUGGAGCAUGCCAAUGUGAAUCAGGGGUUCAUAAAGGAGUUUAAGUUUGGGAACUCUGUGUUAUAAAUAACCCCCCAUAUGGGGUCUGGGGCAUGCUUCCCCAGAAUUUCAAUGUGCUCGUAGAAAGGUUCCAGGAGGCAAGGUUGAACCACCUGAUUACCUAUACAGCUACUGAACAACUGCAGAACAUGAGUGCAAUGGUUUUGACUGGAUUCUAGAGUAGUCACCAGAUAAACUACCGUGAUUUGUAGGACAUUUUUGCUUCAGAAAGUGAGGCACAUUUCACUCAGAUUUGUAACUAUAGACUUCCUUUUCCACCGAACUAAGUCAUAGGUUACAAUCGAGGUGUGUGGUCAGUUUACCACGCAUAAUGUGAUCAUAAAUCAUCGUGGGAUCCACUGCAGGACCUGCAAUAUUUCUAAGAGAUAUAAUAUAGUGGUGUGGUGUUAUCUCUGCAGCUCUCUAUUCUAAUGGCAUCUAUUCAGUCCUGGAGAGUAACCAAGCUUUACAUUCUCCUACUUGCCAGCUUACUUGUGUUUGCACAAGUUCCCUUCUUCAUGGUGUUCUUCAUAUACAAGGAGUACGUACCUCAGAAACAUAUCUAUGCAGUGUUUGUGACCGGAAUUGCUGUUGUCUUCGAGUGUAUAGCUACUGAUAUACUUGUGUUUGUUACCGCAUAAUUAUGUGUAUUAUUAUAAUCACUGUACAUUUUUUAUUCUGUUAAUGAGUUAGCAAAUUCAUUCUUGUUCUUUGGCAUUAAUUAGUAGCAUUUAAUAUUGCCAAGAACCUAUUAAUCAUUAUAAGGCUGUGGCUAACAGUUUCAGGUCU